GUCGUCGAGUGCGUUUGGUUCGCUGGAACGUCGGCAGUCCGGCAGAAAAAUACAAGAAAAACCCCAGCCUCUAAAAAAAAAAAUACAAUAAAAAGCUAAGAAAACACAAAACUAAAAUCUCUUUUUCGAGAAAAGAGUAAGAGUUCAGCUUUGAUCAUCACGAAAUUUUGUGUGCGCAGUCGUCAUCGCGGUCGCCGUUAUGCAAUUCGAAGUGCGUUCAUAAAAUGAUGCCCGAGAUAGCAACAAUUUCGAUUUAAUUAAUUUCUUUUUUCGGGGGAAUUAGAAAUUUGUGUGUGCGAGUUUAAUAGACGCAUAAAUAUACUGUUUCGCCAAAUUGCUUUCGUUGCCGUGCGUUCGCUUCUCGAUGUCAAAAUUAAAAUGCCAAAUUAAAUAUUAAAAUUAUUGCAAACUCGUUUCCCCAACGCCGACAUAGCAGCAGCAACAACAACAAGGCCGAAAAAGUGAAAUUAAUAAAGUGAAAAGAGCACCAACGCGAAAGGAAUUGAAAUUGUAACACAAAGGCAAUUACAAAAUCAAUAUAAAUAAUAAUAGAAAAUCAUUGUUACAGCAUAUAUCAAGUAAAGUAAACUAAAGAAAUAAAUUAUAGCCAGAGAGAGAUAUAACAACAGUUAGGGGCAAACACUUUUCCUCGAACGCAGCUCUCUGUCGUCGGGCCUGCGAAUACGUAAUCAUUGGGAAAAUAUCAGCAAUUUUGCAACAGUUUCGACACAACAACAACAAUAACAACAGCUACAACAGCGGCAACACCAACAACUGCAGCAGCAGCAGAGGCAGCAGCGGCAGCAAAAACAAAAGUAAUUGAGCAGAAAGAGGACAGAGACCUCGAGAACAGCACACAAGAUGGUGUCGCGCCGAAAAAUUCUAUCACGUUCCCGCGAUGAUCUUAAUCUUGACCAGACAUUUACCCAGCAGGAGGAGGAGGAGGAUGUCUGGUAUCAAAAGGAUAAACUAUACAAGGAACACAUUCAGGAAGUCCUGGACAAGUGGACCCAAAUCGACGAUGAAAUCUGGGCCAAAGUAAUUGUCUUUGAGCGGAAUCGGCGCGUGGCUAAGGCAUAUGCACGUGCUCCGGUGCUGACCAUUAAUGGAUCCGACGAUGGCUUCGACGGCAUGCGAAUUGGGCUGUGCGGCUUCGACAAUCCGAUGAGGGACCGGAAGACGGACGAGCUGAAGCGCGUCAUCGGGCAGGGCGUCAAAAUCAAGAUGGACGAUGCUGGCAACAUACUCAUCCGGCGGUACGCCAAAAGCAAUGUCUAUGUGAAGAGCACCGCCAGCAGUCCCAACGAGGAGACCUCCAUCGGUGCCGAGAUCUUAAAGCUCCCCAAUCAGGCGCUCGAAUCCGAAAAAAUAGUCAAGCUCUUCGACAUGAAGAAGUUCCAGUCGAAUGUGAAUCGCGAGCUGCAGCGUGCCUAUCCGGAUCGCCGGCGACUGGAGACGCAGUGCCUCUCGACGGUGGCGUUUGUCAAGUCGGAGAACGAUGUCUUGGAGUGCCCCAUUUGGGUGCUUAUUGUCAAUGUGGUGGCCAUGGAUAUGCUGAAGACCAAGCUGCCGCCAGUGCAACGUCCCAUUGUGGACAUCAAGAACCGCCCGCGUAUCCCGAUUCCCGACGAGGAUCCCUACAGCGUGGCAGGCAAUGGCAGCGGUGGCAGCUCUGGUAGCUCAGGCUUUGGCAGUGGCCAUCAGGCGCAACUGCAUCCCCAGCAGCAGCUGGGCAAGCACAUGAAUGGAAAUGGAGGCGGUCAUGUGGCUGCCACGCGGGAACAGCUGCUUCUACAGACGCAACAACUGGCCCAUAAGCGCAGUGAGAAGCCUCCAAAGCUACCGCCAAGGGAUAAUGUCUAUUCGCAUGAUCUGAUUCCAAAGCCGGAUUACGAUGACAUUGAUUUGGAAACGCGCAUCAAACUGUCGCGGGGUAAAUCGGACAAGGGCAAAGAUAACAAGAAAUAUGAUGAUCCUUACUACUGCGGUCUGAGGGCUCGAGUUCCGAACUUUGUCAAGUCUGGAAAGCCAUCCAGCGCCAAGGAUCAGCGCGAUGGCAAUGGAAACAACAUCAGCAACGGCGGCAUGAGCACACUCAGCCAAAAGAAGACCUCGAUGACCCACAACCAUUUGGCGGGUAUGCAUCCGCAUCACAUCCAGCAGCAGCAGCAUCAGCAGCAGCAACUGAUGGCCGCGGCAGCGGCUGCCCAUGCGGCGCAGCAUCAUCAGCAGCAGCAGCAGCAUCAUCAGAUCUGGCAGACGCGCAGCUACGAGAGCGGCAUAGGUAUUUAUAAACAGGGUGGGCCCAGCUCCACCAAUGCCACGCCCAUCCAACAACACAAAUCGCACGCACAGCUGCAGCAACUGCAACUGCAACAACAACAACAACAACCACAGUCACUGCCAACGGACCUAACAGCCACUCUUGCAACAGUAACAGCCACUGCCACUGGCAAGACACACAGCACAGCUCACAAAGCACGCAGCCACCUGCAACAGCAGCAGCAGGCGCAGCAGCAUCAGCACUUGCAUCCACAUCCGCACCCGUUUCCGCACGCACAUCCACACCAUAGACACCACCACCAAAGGCAUAGCCACCAAUGUGAGAGGCACUCCCGCGCCCAGCAGCCACUGCAGCAUCAUGUCCAGCAUCAGUCUCUGCAGCCCCAGCCGUAUUACGACAAUCUAGAGGACUCUGUGGGUCGUCAGGUGUCACGACGCCUGUCCACGCGCCGCCCACCGCCGGCGGAGAGCACCUCGUCCUGCAAUUGCGUGAGCUGCUAUGCUCUGGCUCCGCUCUGCGGAGCAGUUCCUCCGCCACGCCCGCAAAGGAGUCUCAGCCAGCAGCAGUUGCGACGCCACCAGAGGCUAAGCGGGAGUCUGGUGGAGCCAGUGGAACUAGUGGAGCGGCCAACGGGUGUGACCAAGUGGUGCAGCGAGAGCGAUGUCUCGGUGCUGGAGCUGGAGCCUGCAGCGAACGAGCGAUACGAUGACUGCUACGAAUACGACGACUUCGACCUGGACUUUGACUUGGACGACGACCUGGGCCUGACCAAUCAACCGCGACGACGCCGGGGUACGGAGACCGUGGACCUGUAUGUGGACCGCGCCCAACUAAGGCAACUCCAGACGCCGGCGGUGCUGCGACACAAGUCGCAGUCCACCGAGAGCUUUUUCGAGCAGCCGAACGAGGAGGGCUCCCUGUACAUGUACGGCGGCAGGAAGCGCAUUGCGGUGAAGGCGCCGUCGGCGGCCAACAUCUAUGACCGGGUGCGCGGCUCCACGGACUCGGACAGGGGGCACGGGCACCGGGCCAGGCCCAGUGGCAGGCUCAAUUUGGGGGCCAGGAUGCAGAGCACCAAGCAGCAGCAGCAGCAGUUACAGCCACAGCUGCCAGCUCCCAGUUGGCGCGGCGGCAAGCGACAGGAGCAGGCUCAAAACGCUGACAAAAGACAAAGAUAUGACAAUGCCACCAGCAGCAACAACAACAACAACAACAGCAGCAGCAACAAGCAGCACAAAAGACAGCUAACGAACGCCACGAAAGACAAUGACGACAUGUUGAAAAGCAAAAAUUAUUUCAAUAGUAAAAACAAAAGUAUAGCAACAGCAGCAGCAGCAGCGAAAGCGACAGCAGUCGCAGCAGCAGCAUCCGCUGCAGGAGGAGGUGGAAAAUCGAGGGGAGGAGGAGGCGGCAGUGGUGGCGGCAACCCAACAAUGUCCCCAACAUUGGCCACCAGCCCAGCAGCCGCGAACAAUGCUCCGGUCAGCGGCGGACUGGCUUCGCCUCCACCUCCUCCUCCGGCGGCCGCCACCAGAACCGGGCGCAGUGCCAGCCGCCUUGACAUCAGCGACAUGGAGUCCAUUUAUGGCUACCUGAAGCCGCGCAAGCCGCGCAGCCUCAGCCUGAAGAAAAUCCAAAUACUCGACUACUGAAGUCGUAAGGGGUUGCUCUAAAUCGAAACGAGGUUAUAUGGCACAGACAUCAUCGCUAUUAGUUAUUUUUUUUUUUUUUUGUUUUGGUUUGCCCUGCCCCCCGUUUAUGGGUCGGAUCGGAUCCUGUUGCUGUACAUACAAUAUACCUGCCAAACGCAUAAUGGUUACCUCUUACUCUUACCCGGUGAACAGAACCACACUAAACUGUACGAAACCUACUAACUCGGCGCACCUUGGACUCCUUGGACAGUCACGAAAAUCUAAACGCAAUUUGUACAUAUACCAAAGAGAGGAGAGGGAGUCCUUUGAAUCCUAGGGUAAAGGAAAGUAAUCUUAGAACAAUUAGUUGAAAUUAGUUGAUUAAAUUAAUUAUAUUGGAAAUCAUCUAAAUAAAUUUAAAUAAUAUUUAGGAUGAUAGAAGAGUUGAACAAGGAAUAGCUGAUUAUUUACCAAGGUUAUUCUAGAAAUUAUUGGUUAAAUCAAGUUCGAAACAAGCUUAAUACAAUCUUAAACGAGGAAGAAAUUGUACUUUGUGUAGCCGAGUAUUUUUAGCUUUCCAAAGAUUACUUUACCACCCCUACUGAUCGAUCGACCCUUCUUUCUCGCAUAUACACACAUAAUCGCAUAAACAUAUAUCCCCUAAGAUUGCCCCCAUGCAAUCGCUUUGUAACCGUGUAUAUCUCUAUG
Molecule: messenger RNA, 4623 nt
Organism: Drosophila kikkawai
Lineage: Eukaryota; Metazoa; Arthropoda; Insecta; Diptera; Drosophilidae
Gene: exp
Product: expansion
Biological process (GO): regulation of DNA-templated transcription
Molecular function (GO): protein binding
Source: RefSeq, a predicted model, not a curated record